Molecule: messenger RNA, 5826 nt
Organism: Closterium sp. Naga37s-1
Lineage: Eukaryota; Viridiplantae; Streptophyta; Zygnematophyceae; Desmidiales; Closteriaceae
Source: the annotation of a GenBank genome assembly
AUGCACUGCUCUUCCCCACAGGGCUGGCUGUACUUCGAGCGCUUUCUGAACGAAGAAAGGCUGGCUCCUCCCGAUAUUGACUCCGACUUUUGCCCUCUCGGGCGGGAUAAGAUCCUGGCAUACAUUGCAGAGAAGUACGGCGCUCACAGGGUGGCACAGAUUGCAACCUUCAACCGCAUGGGGUCGCGUGCUGUGCUCAAGGACGUGGGGCGCGACAUGCAGAUUCCUUUAAACAUCAUGAACGAGCUUACGAAGCUGGUGCCGGUGGAGAGAGGCAAGGCAGUGUCGCUGAAAACCCUCAUGGCGGAGGACACCCCCUUCAGGCGACACGUGGAGAGGGAUGCAAUGCUGCUGCAGUGCGUGGAGUUGGGGCAGCUGUUGGAGGGAACCAACCGCUCCUUCGGUGUGCAUGCGGCGGGCAUCAUCAUCUCGCCCGCCUGUUUCCCUCUCUCCCAGGUGGUGCCAGUACAACAUGCCCCGGGAAAUCCCUCCACCCUGGUCAGCCAAUACGCCAUGGACGAUGUGGAACGACUGGGUCUGCUCAAGUUUGACAUCCUAGGCCUCCGCAACCUCACCACCGCCCACCUCGCGCGCCUCCUCGCCCAGCGCACGUACGGCGUGUCCCUCCCAGUGAUAGAGAAGCUUCCAGUGGAGAACCGCGCUACGUUUGAGCUGCUGUCAGGGGGUGACGUGGACGGGGUGUUUCAGCUGGAGGCGUCUCCUGGAAUGAAGAAGGUGGUGCGGGCACUCAAGCCGUCCAGUCUCGCUGAUAUCUUCGCCAUUGUUGCCCUCUACCGGCCUGGCCCUCUGGACGCAGGUCUGGUCGAUCGCUACAUCAACCGCAAGCACGGGCGCGAGCCGGUGUCCUUCCAGACCCCCAAACUUGAGCCCAUCCUGAAGGAAACGUACGGAGUGCUGCUGUACCAGGAGCAGAUCAUGCGCAUGGCACGCGACCUGGCGGGGUACUCCCUGGGGCAGGCGGACAUGCUGAGGCGGGCCAUGGGGAAGAAGAAGCAGGAGGAGAUGGAGGCGCACCACGAGCGGUUCGUGGAGGGCGCUGUGGAGAGAGGGGUGGAAAGAGCGGUGGCGGAGGAUUUGUUCGAACAGAUGGUGAAAUUCUCGCAGUAUUGUUUCAACAAGUCCCACAGUGCAGCGUACGGGUAUCUCACAUACGUGACGGCCUUUCUCAAGGCCAACUACCCUCUGCCCUACAUGGCCGCGCUCCUCUCUACCUCCAUGCUCGAACCCCCCACCCUCCGCCGAUACGUCAACUCCUGCCGUGCUGCUCACAUCAACAUUCUCCCCCCGUCUGUGAACGCAUCUGCUUAUGACUUCUCUGUGGAGCUGCUUAAAACGGGGAUGGAAGGGGAGGAGGAGCGGGAGGAGGGUUUUGGACAGGUGUCGCCGUCUGGCCCCGCCACGUCAGCUGCGGACGGCGGGAUUCGGUUCGGGCUGGCGGGGAUUCGGGACGUGAGCAGGGCGGCGGCGGAGGAGAUUAUUGGGAAGCGGGAGGCGGGCGGCAGGUUUGUCAGUAUUCAGGACCUGGUUGACCGCAUUGACUUGGGCAUGUGGAAAAGACCAACCAUUCAUGCCCUUGCCCACUCAGGGGCUCUGGAUUGCUUAAUUCUGGGGGAAGGGGGAGAAGGAGGGGGAGACAGGGGAGGAGAGGGAGGAGGAGGGAGAGACAGGGGAAGAGAGGGAGGAAGGGUUGGGAGCGAGGGAGUGUUGGGGGAAGUGGGAGAGAGUGACAGGGUGAGAGGGGGAGGGAGAGAAGUGGAAGGGGUGGAAGGAGGGGGGGGAGGGCGAGACGGGGGAGAGGAGGUGUAUGUGGAUAGGAAGGGGUUAUCGGAGCUGCUAGAAGGGCUGGUGAAGGGGCGAAAGGAGAGGAUAAAAGCGGAGAUUAAGGCUGUUGCAAGGCGGGAGCGAGAGCUGGUGAUGCAGCAACGGCGAGAGGAGAAGCAGCGGGAGAAAGCAGCUAAGGAGUUGCAGAGACAGCAGGAGAGGCAGGCCAGGGAGGAGAAGAAGGAGCGGGAGAGAGUGGAGAGGGAGCGGAAGAGGGAGCAGCAGAGGAUCGAGAGGGAGCAGAAGAAGCUGCUGCAGGGGAAGGGGAGAGGAAGCAAGGUGGAGGCUGCUGUGGUGUUGGCCCCAUUCCCUACCCCUCCCCCCUCUACCACCGCCGUCCCCGCAUUCAUCAUCCCCCCGCCUCCUCCACUCCCCCCGUCCGUCACAGCAGCACUUAUCCUCCGUCGCCCCCUGCAAGAAGAGGAGAUGGUAGAGAGGCUAGCACAGGAGAAAGCGCUGCUAGGCUUCUACGUCACACAACACCCCGUGGAGGCACUCCUCCCCUCCCUCCCCACAUGGCUCUCUCUCACCCCCCUCGCCUCCUGUGCCCACGUGGGCCUGACUAAGGCUUUAGAAGACAGUGCUGCUGCUGCUGCGGCAGCGGCAAGAGGUGGUGGGAGGAGGGGGAGGGGCGGUGGGAGUGCGAAGAGUGGGAAGGACGGGCCGUCGGUGGCGGUGGUGGCAAUGGUAGAGGCGGUGAAUGUGCGCAUAACUAAGAAUGGUAACAAGCAGAUGGCGAAUCUGCAGUUGGAUGAUGGCACGGGGCAGCUGGAAGCGGUGGUGUUCCCGGACGUGUUUGCCAGGUACGGGUCGAGCCUGAGCAAGGGUGCGACGGUGCUGGCGUGGUGUACUGUUGAUGUGGAGUUGGACGAUUCGCCUGCUGCUGCUGGGAGCGGUGAUAGCAGCAGCAGCAGCGGUAGCAGCAGCAGCAGCAGCAGCAGCAGCAAAGAAGAUGGGUCAGCAGAUGUGGCUGCCAGACAGGUUUCACUGUCAUCUUCAGCAGCAGCAGGAGCAGAGUCAGACACAGAAGCACAGGAUGACACCUCCCCCGGACACACCCUCCCCCUAACACCCCCCUCCCUUAACCGACUCCAGCUAAUUGUGCAAGCCGCAGUGCCCACCAGCACAGCUCAGUUCUUGCGUAUAGACGUGACUCAGGAAGAAGCAGGGGAUCCCAAGCACACGAACGCACUCAUAUCCACGAUUCAGCAGGUGAGGCGCGAUGCGGACAACAGGCACGAGGCACGGGUGAUGCAGCAGGACGUGCAGAGGGACGUGGAGCCUCAGGUGCAGCACUGGGUGCGGAUGCAGAGGGCGAGUGCGCCGGGGUCCGUGCCGGUGGUGUUUCGUGUGUGGCCUCACACUGAUGCCAUGCCUAGAGAGAUUGUUGCCAAAAAAGGAUCGACGCCAUAUGGGGACUGGGCGGGUGAGGGGUGGGGAGGGUCUGCCUGGGGUGGUGGGAAGCGGGAGGGAGAGGAGUUGAGAUGGGAGAGGGAGAGCAGGAAACCGAAGCAUCUUAUACGGUCAGACGAGGUAUUCUUUGUGGAGGAUGCGGAGAGGGCAGUAGAGGAGCUGGGGUAUGCAGGGUACCGGGCACGGGUGGUGCCGAUUUUGUUGCAUGAGUGCUGGGAGAAGAGGAGGGAGGAGGGCCUGUCCGAGCAGCAUGAGAGCAACUUCACGUUCAGGGAGGCGUGGUUCCACGUGCAUCGCGACGACUACAACCAGGAGCUGGAGUCGCACGUGGUGCCGCCGCCCGUGGUGUUCGAUCUCAACGGCGACGGCCGCAAGGAGGUCAUCCUCGCCACCAGGGACGCGCGCCUGCAGGUGAUCGAGCCGUUCACGCCGCCGUCAGGCGAGUCGUACCAUCCAGUGCGCGUGCUCAAGGAGGUCUCGCUGCAACCAGGCCAGGUUGAGUUGAACCCAGCGGGGCACCAGGCAGUGGCGUUCGCAGUGGGGUAUCUGGACCCGCCAUCCCUGAAACCCCCCAAGAAGGCGGGCAGUGGCAAGGCGGUGAGCGUGCCGCGGCGCAAGGCGGUGGUGGCGGUGGUGACGGCGGGGUGGGCGGUGCUGUGUUUCGACCACAACCUGAAGCUGCUGUGGGAGACGAGCGUGCAGCACCACUUCCCCCACGGCGCGCGGCACAAGGAGGUGGCCGUGCUCAUCGCCAACCACACCAUGCACCGGGGGGAUAGAGGCGUGGUGAUCAUCGGCGGAUCCAUGGAGUCAGACCCGCUGCAAUUCGAGGACCCAGUGGAGGAGGAGGAAGCGGAGGAGGAGGGCGAGGAGAAGCACCGCAAGGAGGCCGGGGACAAGGAUGAGCUGGAGGAUGUGUCAGAGGGGGCAGCAGGGGUGAACGAGCGCCACUUCUCCUACUACGCCUUUGAUGGCGCCACUGGCGCCAUGCGCUGGAAGCAUGAUAGCAAGGACUUUCAUCGCGACAUGUCAGCAUUGAGCCAGCAGCUGUUGCCGCAGCACAACUACAAGCUCGACGCCUCCUCCCUCUCCUCCCGCCACUUCGGCGAGAUGGAGUGUCGCGAGUUCAGAGAGUCCAUCUUGAAGCACCUGCCACACCGAUGGGAUCAUCGCCAUGACACACGCUUCGAGCUCGCCAGCAUCCACCGCCACCGCCGCCGCAUGCACAAGCGCCUGCCGGGGAGUGGCAGGCACGGGGCGCCACACCAUGCGGCACACCCCCACGGCACGCCCCCCCGGCUGCUGGCCGGGCGCGACCACGAGAGGAACGUGUUUGCGCGGGCCGUGGGGAAGGCUGUGGAUGCUGCUGGGUCCACCAAGAAGGCCAAGCACGGGCAGCACCACGCACACGGCAAUGCAUCGGCGCACCACUGGUGGGCGCACAACGCGGUGAUCGCUCACCUGGAGGAGGGCAUCGAGGUGAUCCACCUCUACUCCGGUCGCACCAUCUGCAAGCUGCUGCUGCCCGACCAUGGCCUGCACGCUGAUGUCAAUGGAGAUUGGGUGCUGGACCACGUGCAGGCGUCGGGUGCGUUGGGAGACGAGCUGUUCACGUUUGGCAGCGAGGAGGAGGCAUCACAGGUGGUCAAGUCCUGCUGGACCAUGGCGCUAUCCGGCAUUCCCCCCACACAGCCGCUCUUCAACGGCUCCAUCUGUCGCCCCCACGCCUCUCUCUUCAACCUCGCCUCUGAGUUCCAGGACCAGUGGAACGAGCAUGCAACAGGGCAGCAGCGGGUGGGCGUGGUGGCGCCCAUUCUACUGCCACACAGGGACCGCCACCACCGCCACCAGCGGCGCCACGGCGACGUCAUCUACUUCAACAGCAGAGGCGAGAUCACCUCAUACGCAACUGAGGCGCUGAGCAGCAAGGGCCCCCACGGGCACAUGCGGUGGCAGAUCAGCACAGACGCCAAGUGGACCCCCGCCGACCCCGCCGCCUCCUUCGACUCCUCCGCGCCUCCUGCCCACGUGCCCUCUCUGCGCGCCAUGGCUCUUAAAGCCGGGGGGCGGCCGGAGGUGAUUCUGGCAGUGGGGGAUAACGAGGCGGUGUUUGUGUCUCCUGGAGGGAAGAUUCUGGGGACGCUGGCGCUGCCGACGACACCUACAGAGCCGAUUAUUGUGGCGGAUUUUAAUGGCGAUAGGCUGAAUGAUUUGAUUAUCGUCACUGCCAUUGGCCCGUAUGGGUUCGUUCAGGUGCGGCAACCAGGAGCCAUGCUGCUGUCCUCGCUACUGGGAUGCCUCGUUAUAGUGAUGAGUGUCAUCUUCGUGUCGCUGCAUCUCGACGCGCCUCGUGGUGGCAAGCCACUUCCCGCCCAGGCGCAGCCGUGGGGGGAGCACGCGGGGGUGGGGAUGGAGUGCGGGCGCGGGGACAAGCGCACGAGGCGGGGGAAGAUCUUCAAGGGGUCGUACGGCAACGCGCGGCGGGACAAGAAGCGGGAGAACCAACGGCUCCGGGAAAAGUGGGAGCUGCCACCUGGCAGCAGCGUUGACACAGUCUUAGUCGGCCAGUAG